GUGUGUUUUGAGGAUAAAGGGGAAGAAGAAAGGUGUGUGUAAAUUUAACUGAGAUUUUAAUAGUCAAUGGAGGGAAUAUCUUAAUAAAAAAAAGAAAGGCAGGGACUAGAAAUGGAUGAAGAACUCCGGGGAUUAAUACAGUGAUGAUAUUAUCAGGACGGUUCGUAGUUACAAAAUUUCGGAAUUCGAUUAGAUUGAUGAUAUUGGGAUCUAUAAUGAAUCUGUUUCAGGAGAGAGAGUCUCGGUGGUUACGGGGAAUUGGGAUAAGAUGUCUUGGAACGUGAGUUCUUCUCCGAAGAAUACCGGUGGUACUGGUGGAACUUCUCCAACGAAUUCCACGCUCGAUGUAGAACUCGCAGGUGAAGGUGGAGUUUCUGGACGAGAUGGCGACGAAACGCGAGGCUCGCGUAUUGAGAUUCGUGAAGAUGAGGGAGAGGUUCUUCGGAGAACGAAGGACGGAGUGCGAGGCGUUGAGACUCGCGAUAGUGAAGGGGAAGAAACACGUAUCGUAGGUUCUUUUACUAGAGAAACGCAUAAUCCGGCCUUGGACGAUAGCGAGGUUCCGACGCUAGGGUUGAUAGAAUGAAGGAAUUCUCGAUUGAGUUGUGAAGAUACGAAUCGCGGAAGGAAACCGAAAAAGGGAAUGAAAAAUUUGACUUACUUUUGG
Pogonomyrmex barbatus (red harvester ant) is the source of this 667-nucleotide messenger RNA. RefSeq lists its product as uncharacterized. The record is from RefSeq and is a predicted model, not a curated record. NCBI's taxonomy places the organism in Eukaryota, Metazoa, Arthropoda, Insecta, Hymenoptera, Formicidae.